GCUCAAACAACCUUGAAUGCUUUUCUUGAUUAGUUAGCAUCAAACAAACAAAGAACAUCACACUUUGGAAGAUCAAGAUCAUCAACAAUAUGAGUUCUUCAUCAUCAGUAGCAAACAGGGCUUGGAUUGUGGCAGCGAGUGUGGGAGCUGUGGAGGCCUUGAAAAGAGACCAAGCAGGGAUCUGCAGGUUGAGUCAAACAAUGAGAUUGGUGCAACAACAUGCCAAGACACACCUCAGAUCUUUUACUCAGGCUAACCAGAGACUCUCUUCCUCAUACUCUGCUUUGUUUUCAAGGAAGCUCAGAGAUGAGAUGCCCAAGCAGUCUGAGGAGUCUAUGAGGAAUGUCAUGUACCUCAACUCUUGGGGUCCCAACUAAACAAAUUUGCUUGCUUACAGAGAAUGAUUGUAAAUUGUAGAUAUCUGAUUCUCUGUAACACAUCAGAAGAGAUUAAUUUGAGAACUUGGUCUUGAUAUAUC
Messenger RNA from Fragaria vesca subsp. vesca, 478 nucleotides. RefSeq lists its product as uncharacterized. NCBI's taxonomy places the organism in Eukaryota, Viridiplantae, Streptophyta, Magnoliopsida, Rosales, Rosaceae. The record is from RefSeq and is a predicted model, not a curated record. The transcript has a single exon. Bases 90 to 377 code for a protein of 95 amino acids.